AUGACCACAACUGUAAACAGCGCACCACUUAGAGUUAUCAUCAUCGGUGGUGGACUAAGUGGCUUAACAUUAGGACAACUUCUUGCAGAUGUGCCGAGUAUCAAAGUCACGCUCUAUGAGCGUAGCAGAGGUCCAACCGACAGGCUCUCUGGAUAUCGUGUUAUGUUAUCUUCAUUUGUUCUCCGAAAUCUUAAGGGAAAACUGCAGCAUGAUGUGUGGCAGGAGAUUGCGCCUAGUAUUGGUAUUCAGCCUGGUGGGGGCCAGGAGAUGAACUUUGUGAAAAGCAAUGGCGAUCCGAUAUUCACGUGGCUGCCAGAGGAAAUACAAGAUCAGUUUUCUGUAUCGCGCUGGCGCCUUCGGGAAGGACUAUUGCAUUGGAGCGAAUCUUUCGCGCGUUUCGGGAAGAAGUUCGACAGAUAUGAGAAAUUACCAAAUGGAGUAGUAAGAGUACAUUUCACAGAUGGAUCGAUAGACGAAUGCGAUUUAUUAGUUGGCGCAGAUGGUAUCAAUUCUCAAGUCAGAAAGCAAAUGUUUCCGCUCUCUAAAAUACGACCCACGGACGUCACAGUCAUAUAUUUCAAAAUCCCAUUGACAAGGGAAACAUUCAAAUUAGCAGGCUCGCAUAGUGGUGUCAUGGCCUUUUGUCCUGGAAAUCAGAAUAUAUUGGUGCAUUCUUGGCAGAACCCAUUGAAGCCUUGGGCGACAGAAUAUACAGCGGAUGAGAUCGAGCCUUCUGAAUCAUUUAUCAUGUAUGGUUAUGGCAGCCCAGCGAGUGCCUUCAUCAACCAGUCAAAACCGCCUGAGGAAUUUACUCCCGUGGAACUGAAGACUGAGAUCAUUGCUCGUUCAAAAACUGAUCGAAACGUACACCCCAACUUUUUACAAUUGGCUGAGAUGUGCUUGACAAGCACGGCGUAUCUGCACAUGGUGAAGAAGUGUGAUUCGGUAAAGCCAUGGGACUCAACUAGUGUAACGUUAAUCGGGGAUGCAGUCUUUAACAUUAUGACUACCUUAGGGAAGGGCGCCAAUUGUGCUCUUCUUGACGCUGUCUCUCUCGCAGAAACAAUUUCACCUCUGGUAUCUCCACCGUCAACAUCACAAGACGAAAAUAUUCAGCUCACCUCAGAGAGUGUUCAUGGACCUAAGCGCAAGCUAGCCAGCACAAUGGAGCUUAGGCCAGCGCUCCGAGCGUUUGCAGUGGAGAAUGUCAAACGUCGUCACCGGGAACGACAAAGAAGUGCAUUCCUUCAGAAUCUUGUAUAUUUCGGAGAUAACAAGUUCAAAGAAUACUGCAGAGAAAGAGUACUAAAGAAUGCUUUGGGGUGGGUAGAAGGAACAAAAGGUAGAAAGAAGGAACUUUAUGGCGCGAGAGGUGAGACGAGAGACGUCGGUGGAUUAUUAUCGCCCAAUGAAAUACCGCAUCAUAUUAGUGAUGGAAAGCUUGACCGUGCAGACGAGGAAUCAAUUAUAGAAAGGCAAAGCUUUCUAGAAAGAGGUUGGGGACUUGUAAGAGCCGAUGAAUUGGAUUCGGAAUGUGUGAGCGUCGCGUCAGCGUCAACGCGUGAGUCGAGGAGCACCAAGGCCUCUUCAUCGGCAGUGAAUUCGAGUGAGUGUUUGACGGGGAAUAACGCCUAG
Messenger RNA from Botrytis deweyae, 1635 nucleotides. RefSeq lists its product as uncharacterized. The coding region runs from base 1 to 1635 and encodes 544 amino acids. NCBI's taxonomy places the organism in Eukaryota, Fungi, Ascomycota, Leotiomycetes, Helotiales, Sclerotiniaceae. The record is from RefSeq and is a predicted model, not a curated record. The transcript is spliced from 3 exons.